Molecule: messenger RNA, 708 nt
Organism: Neospora caninum
Lineage: Eukaryota; Apicomplexa; Conoidasida; Eucoccidiorida; Sarcocystidae
Exons: 6
Coding region: 1-708 (235 amino acids)
Source: RefSeq, a predicted model, not a curated record
AUGGCGCCAUUUCCGCGUGGCAUUGUGAAGCCUCGGAGCGACAAAGUGAGAGCCGUCCUGAACAUUUCUGUGGAGAGGAAACAGCCGAAUCCUCUGCGCGCCCCUCGCAAGACGCUCCUCGAUCCGCCUCCCUGUGUCGCACCUCUCGAGAAAGGAAACCCUAAACUCGAUCGACAAUUCGAUACGUUGAACAGAAGUAUCACAGGGUUUCGAAAAUACAAGGCGCCACAGGCAGCGGCCCCGCGCGUGAUCCGAGACAGAGACGAAACAAACUUUCACGAGAUGCUCGGCAAAUUCCGCUUCGACCUUCAAGGAUCGUUCAGAGAGAAUGGGGAUGCUCUGCGUGACAGUCUCCUCCAGGUGGGGCGAGAUCUCUUCCUCGUCGGAUGGGUGAAGUGCAGAAGUCGCUUCGCGACUGGCCAUAUUCAAGGUGACGUAUACGCCCUUUCGUACAUGCGCCGAUACCUCGAAAAACACGUCGACGAAAAUGUCUCUUCUGUUCGCUUCUACGAGGAGAAUUUCGGCAUGCCUCUCCUUGAAUACGAGCGCAUGAGCGCUGUCAAUGACUUCCGCGCGCCCGGAAAGAAACAGCAACACGCGCUUAGGGCUGCAGAGAAGAACAAAGCGAAGAAGCUAGAGCAAGAAAGUCUUCGCCACUCUCAGGAAUUGGAGCGCUACUACGAAGAAAACUGCAUCCGAAAUUACUAA